Molecule: messenger RNA, 1720 nt
Organism: Cyprinus carpio (common carp)
Lineage: Eukaryota; Metazoa; Chordata; Actinopteri; Cypriniformes; Cyprinidae
Product: unconventional SNARE in the ER 1 homolog (S. cerevisiae)
Biological process (GO): retrograde vesicle-mediated transport, Golgi to endoplasmic reticulum
Cellular component (GO): SNARE complex; endoplasmic reticulum
Molecular function (GO): SNAP receptor activity
Source: RefSeq, a predicted model, not a curated record
AUUUGUCGCCCUGUUCCGCCUUGCUGUCUGUGAGCGACUUCCGCUGCGAGCGUCAAAUAUGGCCACGUCCAGACUAGAGAUCAAUUUUAUCAGAUUAUUAUCGCGCUGUGAGUCUCUGGCUUCAGAAAGCAGAAAUGAGACAGAAUGGAGACUGGAGAAGUACGUUGGUGCUCUUGAGGAGAUGCUUGCUGCCCUUAAAAAGACUCCCAGCAAACCAGCAGCGGAAAUACUGACGGACUAUAACCGCAAGGUGGACUUCCUCAAGGGUCUCUUAGAGGCAGACAAACUGCCGUCUCCAGCAGAGAAGUCUUUAGCCAAUCAGUUUCUGGCUCCUGGACGGACGCCGACGAUAUCCAGCGAGAGAACGCCGGCCAGUAAGACGGUGCACAUUCAGAGCAAAGCGCGAUGUGUUGGAGAAAUGAGGAAGGAGCUGAUGAGCACCGGUGUGUCAAAUUCCGGUUCAUUGGAGACAGAUCUCAGACACAGAAAGAGUGUUCCUGUAGAUGAGCAGCAGUCUGCAGCAGAGCUGGAUGCUAUUCUACAGCAUCAUAACAACCUGCAGGAGAAACUGGCCGAUGACAUGCUGAAUCUCGCUCGCAACCUCAAGAACAACACUCUGGCGGCCCAGAACAUCAUCAAGCAGGAUAACCAGACUCUCACUCAGUCUAUGCGUCAGGCCGACAUGAACUUCGAGAAGCUGAAGACUGAGUCAGAGCGUCUGGAACAACAUGCCAAGAAAUCCGUCAACUGGUUCCUGUGGCUGAUGCUCAUCGUCGUCUCCUUCACGUUUAUCAGCAUGAUCCUCUUCAUAAGACUGUUCCCGCGACUCAGAUGAUGUUAAUCAUCAUUAGAUCAGCUAGAUUUAAUUUAUAUAUAACAACAGUUUACGUAGACACUAACCAGUAAUAAUAAAGAUGAUUGACAGGCUCGAUUAUUCAGUCAGUCAAUCCUGCGAACAUUUCCAUUACCUGCAUGCCAUUGUUGAUGUCAUAAUGAAUUCGCGCCGAGUCCCUGUGAAUGACGUCUUAAACGAAUCCCCUUUUAGCAUAUUUGUUCGAAUGUUCGUUCAAAUGAACGGUAAGUAGCCUAUGUGAACCAUAAACUGUUCGUCAGUCAUUUAAAUACGUAACCUGACGCCAAACGUUCUUAAUACUAAUUCUGAGACCGGCAUUUUCGUCUUUUUAAAGAUGCGUUCAAGUUUUCCCCGAAUUGUCUUCAGUUCCAACAGGUUUAUAAAACAUUGCUUAAUAUAGCUACUAUAUUUUGACACUAUAUACGAGAGUUUUGAGAUGCUUAAAAUGACUGACAGUUUCUGUUAGUCGCUUUCUCACGUACGGUCGCUAUAAAAACGGACCGAGCUGUUUUAAGAUCCGGUUGACUUGUCUAGACUCGCCUUGUCGAUCAGGAAAUGUCCUGGCAAACAGCAGGAAGUAUUUUUGGCCGUCGGAAGAACAGAUGGAGACUAUCUUCUCCACCCAGAGAGUAAAUGGCCCAUAUUUAGCUGCUAACGAUCUAUUUGUGCUUGCACUUGGACGGAGAAUUAAGUAUUGCUCAAAUAUGGUUAACGUGUUUGUUAGUGCACAGCUCUAUUGAUGGAUCUAAUGUGCAUCUUUUUACUUUUUCCUUUUUUCUUCUUUUUUUUCAAUCAGAUGUGUUCGAAAGUUAUCUGUGAUCAAAAUACAGGAGUGUGCAUUGUUUUAAUAAAAUAAUUUGCAAUCUG